UGCAGACGUGGGUUGGUAGCAGGUUUCGUUUUCCCCAGUUUUGCAGCUUCUCUUAGGCUCCAUUAGCUUCUCAGAACGGGCUUCCCCGGCCUCGACUGAAAGCUCAGAAAAGCAGUUACUCUUUCCGGUGAGGCUUCCAGAGGAUCACGAAUAGCGAGCACCCCGAGUCCACUUGCAGCCGGAUAGAGAACGGGCCCUUUGGAUAGAGAUCGGGCCCUUUGUCUUCCCCUCACAGUCGUUACAUGUUAACGUUCCUGUGUUGCCAGAAUGAGUGACCGCUAUCUAGAGCAAAGGAUUAGUAUAAAAUGUUGCGUGAAACUGAACAAGUCUGCAAGUGAGACCCACUGUCUUUUAAAAGAAGCUUAUGGGCAUGAAGUCAUGUCGAGGGCCAGAGUUUAUGACUGGCACAAAAGGUUUAGAGAAGGGCGGGAAGAUGUUCGCGAUGAUGCCCGAAGUGGCCGUCCAGUUACCCACCGGACAGAUGACAAUAUCCAAAAGGUCAAGGACUUGGUUUGUUCAAACAGGCAGUUAACAGUGAGGAUGAUGGCUGAACAGUUAAAUUUAGAUAAAGAGACUGUUAGACUCAUUCUGAAAGAAAAUUUGAACAUGAGGAAAGUGUCUGCCAAAGUUAUAUGCGGUAUUUUGAAGGGUGAUCCUAAACCUCGGAAACUUGGCUUUCUUUCGGAUCUUUCCAAAGAAACGAGGAAAAGCAGCUCAUGUGUGAAGAAAGAGGUCACAGGUUCUGAAACAUGGAGUCAUCUCCCGUGUGAAGCUGGUGGGGAAAUGCCCCUGCCUGCGUCUCAUCCCAGAAUCCCCUAUCCUGCUGGCCAGCUUCUGCAGGCCUGGUCUCCAGCAAGCCUUCCCGCCAGGGCAGCUCAGGAUUGGUUCACACCCUGGUGAAAGGACAGACGGCUGAACCUGAGCUGGAAAGCUGCGUCACUGUUAGGCACCUUCAUUUACUGCUCGUCUGUAUUCAAUCCUGUCUACCACCCUGCAUGCCAUGGCUCUCCUAGUUAUUCUGCUGGACUGUUGGGCCGGCCAUCUUCCUUGCUGAUCUUCUCCACAACUUUGAAGAACCUUUGGCUGUUAACUUCUAGUUUUUGCUUGUUCUUGAUUUCUUUCGCUUAGCAAGUUUGGGUCUCUUCACUGCCCAGGCCUUAGAUCAUGUGGCUGUCCUGUUGCUAUGUUCUUAACAUUCUGGGGAUCAGACCAGUGAGAGGUGGCGACAGGAUC
Messenger RNA from Myotis davidii, 1233 nucleotides. RefSeq lists its product as uncharacterized. The record is from RefSeq and is a predicted model, not a curated record. NCBI's taxonomy places the organism in Eukaryota, Metazoa, Chordata, Mammalia, Chiroptera, Vespertilionidae. The coding region runs from base 268 to 900 and encodes 210 amino acids. The transcript has a single exon.